This is a messenger RNA of Aplysia californica (California sea hare), 5592 nucleotides long. Its product is annotated as xanthine dehydrogenase. Gene Ontology annotation, molecular function: oxidoreductase activity; iron ion binding; iron-sulfur cluster binding. The record is from RefSeq and is a predicted model, not a curated record. NCBI's taxonomy places the organism in Eukaryota, Metazoa, Mollusca, Gastropoda, Aplysiida, Aplysiidae.
GUUAAUCAGUUGUACAUAAAUGUAGGUCUACCUCUCAGCUAUUCGUCAUUCGCUCGAGAGAAUCGGCAAUCGACCGCAUGCAUACAUACCUGUUCAAAACACAGCUAGUAGCUAGAAUAUAAGUGUUCACGCCAGCGAAGCAUCGGAUAUAUUUUUGGCUUUAGUAUUUUGAAAUUUUGCCGGCUUGCACUCACUUCCAUAGCACGAGACCAGGGUUUUCCACUAGUGUCAAACGGUUUUCUUUUUAAAACCCUUAUCUGUGGUGUACGAACUGACCGGCGGUUGCUGACAACUGAAAACCAUCAUCAUGGCAAUGAGCAUGACAAGACAGAUGUUCCACAGGCCAAACGACCCCAAGGAUAUCGAAUUUGUGGUGAAUGGAGAGCGGCAUAUUGUCAGGGACAAGUACCCGGCAAAGACCUCCCUCAAUGACUACCUGCGCGAGGCGGCGGGGUUAAAGGGCACCAAGGUGAUGUGUAGAGAGGCGGGCUGCGGAUGUUGCGCUGUGACUGUCACUCACUCCGAGGGAGGGAACACGGCCGAGACGUUCAGCAUCAACUCGGCUGUUGCAUCAAAACCCCAAGCCCACUCAGCAAGACAUCGAGGACUCUUUCGACGGCCAUGUGUGUCGCUGCACAGGCUAUCGGCCAAUCUUGGAUGCUAUGAAGUCUUUUGCUGCUGACAAUACUACACCGAGUGCUAAGUGUAUUGAUAUUGAGGACCUGAACAAAAAUCUGUGCCCCAAGACAGGAGAAGUGUGUGCCGGCAAAUCGACCAAAUGUGGUGGUACCAAUAACGUUGUCCGUCCUCUCGCCCUUGACGUGGCUGACUCCCAAUGGUUUCGGCCGACCUCACUGGCUGACCUUGGUAAACGCCUGGUAGAGAGCAAGGGCAAAAGGACUAGGAUGGUCUUCGGCAACACGUCUACUGGAAUCUUUAAGAACGAGGGACCAUUUGACGUGUACAUUGAUCUUCAUGGUGUAAACGAACUGUAUGAGAUCAAGGAGAGUGCAAACAAGGUGUCCUUUGGUGGGUCUACCACUCUGACCAAACUGAAGGAGAGGCUGAGGACCUUGCAAAACAAGCCAGGCUUUGAGUACUGUGCUAAGGUUGUCAAACAUCUCAAAUUUCUCGCCUCCACCUUAGUGAGAAAUGCUGGCUGCAUUGCUGGCAACUUGAUGAUCAAACAUGCUCACCCUGAGUUCCCGUCUGACCUGUUCACCAUGACAACUGCUAUUGGUGCCUCUGUCACUGUUUAUGAUGCAGCAAAGAAAAAAAGCCAUGAUUACCCCAUGGUGGAAUUUCUGAGGAAAGUGGACAUGACCAACAAAGUCAUCCUGGCAUUGGUCUUUCCCACACUGGAGAAAAAUGUGCACUACAGAUCGUUUAAGAUCACGCCCCGAUCACAGAAUGCCCACGCCUAUGUGAACGCUGCCCUGUGUGUUCCAAUUAAUAGUCCGAAGGGGAAACAAAGACCGUCCAUUGUUUUUGGAGGCAUCAGUGCCCAAAUGGACCAUGCCGUGAAGACGGAAGACUUCCUGACAGGAAAGAGUUUGACAAAAGAUGUUAUCAAAGGAGCAGCAAAAGUGUUGGCUGAUGAGCUGAAGCCUGCCUCUGAUAACCCACUGCUGGCUUCAGCACAGUACAGGAAGAAUCUGGCAGUCAAUUUGCUCUACAAGACCCUCCUGGAGUUAGCCAAACCCACUGAUGCCAAGAUCCAAAGUGGUGCAGACAGCAUUGAGCGCCCUCUGUCUUCUGGUCUGCAAACAUUCCAAGAGAAGAAAGACGAGUUUCCUUUGAAACAGCCAAUGCCCAAGAUGACUGCUCCUCUGCAGGCAUCUGGAGAAGCCAUUUACACAAGUGACAUGCCGACUUUCCAGCGUGAGUUGUUUGCUGCCUUUGUGUUGUCCGAUGUAGCUUCGGCCACCCUUGAUUCGGUAGAUACUUCUGAAGCCUUGAGCAUGCCAGGAGUUGUGCGGUAUGUGUCAGCAGCUGAUAUUCCUGAAGGUGGCGUCAAUGACUACAUGUCCUUCCCCUUCUUCCCUGAUAUGAUUCCUGAGGAGAUCUUUGCUUCAAGCAAAAUUGGUUAUGCAGGUCAACCUAUCGGCCUGAUACUUGCAGAGACCCAAUCAUUGGCUGAUAGAGCAGCCAGCAAGGUCAAAGUCAAAUAUAGCAACAUUGGGGAGGCUGUGUUGACUAUAGAGAAGUCUCUGGAGAAGAACCUGGUUUUUGAAAAGAAAACGAAAGAACUAUCCAAAGGAGACACAGCAGCUGCUUUGGAAGAGGCUGAGGUUGUCAUCACUGGAGAAGUUAAAGGCGGGUCUCAGAACUACUUUUUCUUGGAGAACCCGGUGGCCCUGGGUGUUCCCUCAGAGGAUGGCAUUGACUUGUACUCCUCCUCACAGUUUCCAGAUCACUCACAAAGAAUGGCAGCUCGAGCCCUGAACAAACCCAAUAACUACUUCAAUGUGAUAAACGCCCGCCUGGGUGGUGGUUUUGGUGGGAAAGCUCUGUUUGCCACCCUGCUGUCCUCAGCUGCUGCAGUGGCCUGCUAUGUGACGAAAAGGCCUGUUCGCAUCUGUCUUGACCUUUCCUCAAGUUUUAAAAUGAACUGCAAGAGGUUCCCAAUUCUUGCCAAGUACAAAGCUGGGUUCAAUAAAGAUGGCAAACUGAAAGCCAUUGAAGCUGAGUUGAAUGUGGACAGUGGGUGGAACCCAACAUUUAUGGCUGGUGAAUUUUCUUCCCACAUGGAUCAAGGCUACUUUGUUCCUAACUGGAAGGUCACUACAAGGCUGGCAAAGACAAACAAACCUACCUCGCAGGCUGUUCGUUCACCAGGUAAUAUACCAGCAGCCCUUGUAAUCGAGUCAAUCUUGGAGCAUGCAGCUAAGGAGCUCAAAAUGCACCCAGUCAUGUUUAAAGAGUUGAAUCUAUAUGAGAAGGGACAGACUGAGAUCCAUGGUGUUAAACUGGACCACUGCACCAUUCGUGAGGUGUGGCAAAGACUCAAACAGACAGCAGACAUUGAUGCUAGACUCAAGGCAGUGGAAGCUUUCAACAAGAGCAAUACCUGGCGCAAGCGAGGCUUGACCAUGACUACAGUAAAGUAUGGAAUGAACUACUUCCCCCCAGGACACUACUGUAACAUCUCUGUGUUUGCUGCUGAUGGCACUGUGAGUGUCAUGACCUCAGGAGUGGAGAUGGGCCAAGGGCUCUACACAAAGGUUGCACAAGCUGUGGCGAAAAACAUGAACAUCCCAGUGGACAGAGUGAAAGUGCGACCCAAUCAGAACAAUGUCACCCCCAACCCAGGGUUCUCGGGAGGCAGCUCUACCAGUGAGAUGUGUGUCGCGGCUGCUCUUAAUGCUGCAAGCCAAUUGACUGAACGCCUCCGCCCUAUUCGAGAAAAGAUGCCAGAUGCCGACUGGAAAACAGUUCUUGGAACUGCCUGGGCCAGUAGCAUGGACUUAUCCGCUCGAACAAAAUGUGACACUACUAAGGGACAGCAGUACUUCACUUACUGUGCUGGAGCUGUGGAGACAGAGGUGGAUGUUCUCACCGGAGAGUUCCAAGUGAAGAGAGUGGACAUUAUGUGCGACUUUGGCGAGAGCUUGAACCCAACCAUUGACAUUGGCCAAGUGGAGGGUGCUUUUAUCAUGGGUCUGGGGUCUUACCUUCUUGAGGAUGUCCACUAUGAUGCUACCACUGGUCAACUGCUCAAUGAUGGAACUUGGGAAUACAAGCCACCCACUACCAAGGACAUUCCAAUCGACUGGAGAAUUCACUUCCUUCCUGACUCACCCAAUCCUUGCGGUAUUCAAAGUUCUAAAGCUGUUGGAGAGCCUCCAGCAGCUCUGGGAAUCGGGGCAUUGCUUGCUAUCAAGAGCAGCAUUGAGAAUCUCAGAGAAGAACUUACUGGCCAGCAAGGAUUUAUCCCAGUUGAUUCUCCGUACACAGUGGAGAAAAUCCAGAUGAGCACUGGCCUGUCAGUGGACCACCUCACAGCUUGAGAUGGUGCACAGACACAACAGAACUCUCAGAGAUGAUCAUAUCUGAGUUUAUAUCAAGAAAUCUGUUAACUAUUCAUGACCGACAUAAUGUUCAAACUUUCAGGAGCUCCUGAAUCAAACGUGUUUUUUUCUUUUUUGAUUUGAAAUUUAUGUAGACCAUGCUUUACUAAAUCCGUGAGAUAUUUUGUUAAGCACCUUUGUAUCCAGAACACUGAUAUGAGGUGUGUCCAUACACUUGAUAUUGUUUUGCUCCCCCCGUUUCAAAGGUUUCAUGAUUUGAACUGAAGAGACUAAAGAUUUUUUCAGAAUUUUUCUGUAAAUAAGGGAAGUGUUGUAAACGAGACAGGAGGGCAAAGCAAAACUUCCAACAUCUAUCUUGAAAUAUUCACAGAGCUGUAAAAUGGCGACUAAGAUCUUACAGCCAUUUCCCAGACUUCUCAUGAGCAAUUUAUGGAAGGAUGAGUUUUAUAUCUUACAAUAUUUCCCUUCUUUGACAAUAAAGGUGAACUUUUAUUCCUUAUCAAGCGGUGUCACUUUGUGCGGAGGUGUAGACUCCCUUGUAUCUUAUGCUGUUUUUUUUGUUUCUUUCUGCAAAAGUUAACUACAAAGUAGGCUUAUUUCAGAAGUAUAGGCAUAUAUAUAUAAAGAGUAGCAAAGUUCUAGAUGUUGUGUUGAAAUAAUGUAAUUUCGGAGGAUAUUUCGUAAAAACGUUACUACUUCAAAAAUAAAAUGUUGAACAUAUUAUGUUAACACAUGUACCAAAUUCAUGUUUAUGAUGGCAGUAUAUUGUCUCAACAAUACUGUAAAUGUUUGCAUGUGAUCAAAUUUUAUGAUGUCCUAUUUUAUUGUUGCCAUUUGAGAACUAAUAUUGUGAUAGCAAUCAGGUAAAGUAGCAGGGUGCUUUCAGAUAAUUGUUAUGCGGCUUAAGAGAAACUAAAAAAUAGUCAAGUACAGAUGAAUCAAACUCACUGAGACCACUGUGCUGCAUUUCAGCAUGGCAUCCUGCACUGAAGCAACAUUUUUAUCUUAAGUGAAAUUAUAUUUUUCUUCAGUAGAGACCAUUGCGAUGUCUGAUUUGUCUCAAGUUCAAAUUUUCACUAUUUCCAUGAAUCAUGAACUCACAUAUUUUCUAGAUAAAGAAGAAAGCUUCAUUUAACGCCCAUCAAUAACAUGUAAUAAAUUUAAUAUUUCAUUAAACUAUUUAUUUAAAGCCAUUGAUGUUGUAGUUGUUGUUACAGAUCCAGUAGCUGUGGAGUUUUCAUUCCUCUGCUUGAAAUUAAGUGGUUUUUUUGGUAUAUUUCUGCUUAAGGUGUUUCACUUGUCCAUUUAUGGAGGAAGAUACUGUUAAUGAUGGUGGAAGAACGUCUAAUAUUAAUCAAUGUUGUAGUCCCAUUAGGUCUAUACAAGGAUACUUUUUAACCAGCUAUCCAAGACAAGAGGAACCUUACAGUUAUUUUGAUAUUCUACCUUUUUUUUGUAUUCAGAAGCUAUUUUUUUUCUUUGUAGACUCGCACGUAUUGUUAUCUGUCUUUAUUCUAUGGCAUAUAAAGUCAAAUAAACUUACAUGGAUUUUUCAUUUAAA